Symbiodinium sp. CCMP2592 is the source of this 2307-nucleotide messenger RNA. Lineage: Eukaryota; Dinophyceae; Suessiales; Symbiodiniaceae. The record is from the annotation of a GenBank genome assembly.
AUGGCCUCGCCAAGCAGCUGGAUGUCGUCGCUGGUGGCCGGAGCUCUUACUGGGUUCCUGGUCAUCUUUCGCGACGUCAGUUUUGCUUUGGUCUACUGCGCACCCAAAGUGCUGCGCCCGCAUCAGGCAGCGGUAACGGCGUCGCUGCUGCUUUCUUCAGCAGUCGCUCAAUGUGUGUACUCCUGGCGGCACAGCUUUCCCACAGUCGUGGCCUGCGCUUCCUCCUUGGCUGUUCCGUUUCAGAGUGCUGUUUCUGUAUCGAUUGCGAAAUCCUUGGGCCAGCGCUCCGAGUCAGUCCUGGCAACCGUUCUGGCAACCUUCUCGCUGACUGCCCUGGUCUAUGGGCUUCUGAUCUUCCUUCUUUCCUUCGUGCCCAUCCUGGACCAUCUCAAAAGCGCCUUCCCGCAACCGGUGAUGUGCGCCUUCUUCCUGGUUGCAGGUAUCGGCAUGCUUCAGGGUGCCCUGGAGCUGGUGUGUGGGCAGCCUCUGUUUGGCGGCCAUGACUUCCAGGCAGCUGCCUACGCCCAAAUGACUCUUACUGUCCUCGUGGGUGCUGCCAACCGGGCGGGAUCCAAGUGGCUGCGACACUUUGCCGUGUUGCCAGCGAGCCUCUGCCUUCAGAUCCUCGGCUUUUUCCUUGGCCUGGGCCUCCUUGGGGAGGACUUGGGCACUGCAAGGAAAGCAGGCUGGCUUUGGGAGCCCAUGGCGCCCAUAGACCUGGCAGGCCUGCCGGAUCCGUUAGAAGUGGAGUGGUCGGUGGUCAGAUCUCAGCUGGGCUCGGUCCUCUCCUUGGUGGUUAUGCUCGUCGUGGACUUGAUGACCACGCUGCUUCCUCUUGAACUGAUGACACCAACAAAAUCGAUCAAGAUGGAUGACGAGUUUCGCAUUGCUGGCUGCUCUUCGCUGGCGGGAGCUGUCUUCGGCAGCGUCUCGUAUGUGUCGCUGUCACCUACACGGCUGAAUGUGGAUGCCGGGGGUACCGGACGUGAAACUGGGCUCAUUUCCGCUGCACUUUGCAUACUCUGGAUCUGGCUCGGGCCAGCGCUCACUGCCGGAGUGCCAAAGUUCGUGGUUGGAGGCAUGCUUUGCCACCUGGCCUUUGGCUACAUACUGGAUGGUCUGUGGGAGCCGAGGUCACUGUUGUCUUUCGGGGACUACGCCAUCAUCCUGGCCAUGGUGCUCUACUACCUGGCUACAGACCUGGUGCCUGCCAUUCUGGUGGGUUUGGCCCUCUGCAGUUUCAACUUCAUGCUGCGCUACUCGCAGAGUGGCCCGUUGGAAUUUGUCACCACUGCAGGCGAGGCGGCCAUGUUUUCAAACCGCUAUCGCCCUGCCGACGACCGCUUGUACUUGAAGACCUCUCCAGGCAUCGUGGUGGCUCGCACCUUCUGCAGCCAGCUCUUCUUCGGCUCCAUCGCAGCCAUUCUCGGGGAGGUCGGCCCUUGGUUGAAAGAGGGGCGCUUCCUGUUGCUGGACUUGUCCAGCUUACGUUCGAUCGACUCCUCCGCUUUGGCGGGCUUCCGGAAGCUGCCGCCGCACGUCCAGACCGUCGCGGUUGGGUUGCCUCUGCAGCUGGAGACGCAACUUCGAAGCGCAGGUCUUCCGGUUUGCAUCUUCCAGUCCAUCGACGAAGCCCUGGAGUGGUGCGAGGACCAUGUUUUGAAGUUCAGGUACCUGGAGGUGAACCCGACGGACCUGAACUCGCAGCUCUUAGGUCGUCCCAGCAACAACCCGUCCUUGCCUGCGCCGGAGAAGCUAAGGCUUGAUGCUCCUGCAGUCUCUGCAGCCGUCACCCGGGCCUUGGGCCCUGGUCUCCAGGACUUGGAGGAUCUGCUGGAACAGCUGCCUGUAAAGGCCAGGGAGGUUGUGUUUCACGAAGGAUUGGCGGCCGAAGGUCUCUAUGUCGUCGUCAGUGGCACGCUGCAGAUCCAGCAUGGUAGCCAGCGCGGCAUCGUGCUCGGGCCAGGAGAGGUAGCCGUGGAUGUCAACAUCAAGCGUAUCUUCGGGCAGCUGCCCGGUGCGCGCCGCGGCAAGCCCGUGUCAGCCGGCGAUCUUCUCUGCGAGGCUGCGCUGUACGGGCCCAUGCUUCAUACGUGGUCGCUCAUCGCGGACACGCCGUCGCUGCUCUUGUUGCUCAGACGAGACAGGCUUCUGCUCGCUGAGCAGAGAUAUCCGCAGGCUGCCAUUGCCUUGCACCGCCGACUUGUGGUGUCCCACAUGCAGCUUCUUGACCAACGUAGUUCAGCUAAUUGGUUUCUUCUCGAUCACGGCGGCGCUCGUAACGGCCCAAGCUUCAGGUGCUAUUAG